Leptopilina heterotoma is the source of this 1955-nucleotide messenger RNA. RefSeq names its product threonylcarbamoyladenosine tRNA methylthiotransferase. Gene Ontology annotation, biological process: tRNA methylthiolation. Gene Ontology annotation, cellular component: endoplasmic reticulum. Lineage: Eukaryota; Metazoa; Arthropoda; Insecta; Hymenoptera; Figitidae. The transcript is spliced from 3 exons. The record is from RefSeq and is a predicted model, not a curated record. The coding region runs from base 317 to 1942 and encodes 541 amino acids. Gene Ontology annotation, molecular function: 4 iron, 4 sulfur cluster binding; tRNA (N(6)-L-threonylcarbamoyladenosine(37)-C(2))-methylthiotransferase activity.
UUGAACAUAAACCUCGUGGAUGUCAAUAUAACCUAUAAAUAGUUAAUUUUUUUGAGUUUUAAUCGUUUUAAUAAUUUUUUAAACACUAAUAAGUGUUACAUCAGUGUUUACUAGAAUAAUUGUUGAAAGUUGUUUGCUAAUUGUGUUGAGAUUUAGUAUAGAGAAUAAUAAAUAUAGGCAAAUAUGUAAAUAUGUUUUAAGGAAGAGUGCAAAUUUCAUAUACAAGAUUUACAAAUGUGACAUAAUUUGUUGGGAAAUUAGAUAAUAUUAAACAAAUUCCAUUAUUUGUUGUAAUACUGUAACUAUAACUUUGAAAAUGGCUUCCCCUUGUACGGAAAUUAUUGACGAUAUUGAAGAUUUAAUAUCGUCGCAGGAUAUUACUCCAAAAGAGAGAUACAGUUCUCGAAAGAAAGUAACUGUUCGUGCAAAACGAAAACAGGACCAAGAUGUUAUACCAGAACCGCCAAUUUAUUCGAGUAUUAUUCCAGGUACUCAAACUAUUUUUGUAAAAACUUGGGGAUGUACACAUAACAGUUCAGACAGUGAAUAUAUGGCUGGACAACUUGCUGCCUAUGGUUAUAAAUUAACGGAAGAUAAAAAUAUUGCCGAUUUAUGGCUUUUGAAUUCGUGUACUGUUAAAAAUCCAGCGGAGGAUCACUUUAAAAAUGAGAUCGACGCGGGAAGAAAACUCGGAAAACAUGUCGUAGUCGCUGGUUGUGUACCACAAGGAGCGCCAAAAUCAAGUUUCAUUCAGGGAUUGAGUAUGAUUGGAGUUCAGCAAAUUGAUCGAGUCGUUGAGGUCGUUGAGGAAACGUUAAAAGGAAACAGUGUCCGAUUUUUGGGACAAAAGAAGGAGUCGGGUAAAAAAAUUGGAGGUGCUUCUCUCGAUCUCCCGAAGGUACGCCGUAAUCCAUUAAUCGAAAUAAUUGCCAUAAAUACGGGCUGUUUAAAUCAGUGUACUUACUGCAAAACGAAACACGCGAGAGGUGAACUUGGUAGUUAUUCGCCUCAGCAAAUUGUCGAGAGGGCAAGACAAGCGUUCGAUGAAGGCGUUUGCGAAUUGUGGUUAACAUCCGAAGACACUGGUGCCUAUGGCAAAGAUAUUGGCACAAGUCUUCCGGAAUUACUCUGGAAAUUAGUUGAAGUUAUUCCCAAGGGUUGUAUGAUGAGAAUCGGUAUGACAAAUCCUCCCUACAUUCUCGAGCAUCUUGAGGAAAUUGCUAAAAUUCUACAGCAUCCACGUGUCUAUAGUUUUCUCCACGUUCCCGUGCAAUCGGGCAGCGAUCAAGUUUUAUCGGACAUGAAACGUGAAUACACGAGGGCCGAUUUCGAGCAUGUUGUCGAUUUUCUACGUCUCAAAGUUCCCGGUGUGACGAUUGCUACAGAUAUUAUUUGUGGUUUCCCAACGGAAACUGAGGAAGAUUUUAAUGAUUCGAUGACACUUUGUGAGAAGUACAAAUUUCCGAGUUUAUUUAUUAAUCAAUUUUUCCCGAGACCGGGAACACCAGCGGCAAGAAUGACGAAAGUACCGACACAGGACGUGAAGAAGAGAACAAAACGUUUGUCGGAAUUUUUUCAGUCUUACGAGCCAUAUGGUCAUGAAGUUGAUGCGGUGCAAGAAGUUCUUGUCACUGAAGUGUCACACGAUAAGAAGCAUUUUGUCGCGCACAAUAAAUUUUAUGAGCAAGUUUUAGUGCCGAUGAGAGAGGAAUUUAUGGGGAAAAUGGUUACUGUUCAAAUUACGGAGGCAACGAAACAUUCAAUGAAAGGGGAACCACUUAACGAAGGUGUCUCGCCAGCUUUGAAGCCGUCUUUGCCAAAGGGAAUUGUUUCCGGUGUUCCUGUUGAAAUGCAACCUUCGAAAUUUCGCAUCAUUGCAAUGGUUGGAUUGUUUCUUGCACUUUUUGCUAAGAUUUUGUGGAAACUUUUUACAAUAAAUUAAUAUUCAAAUGCUA